AAGCGGCUGGCCGAACGAGAGAGGGGCUCGUUCUCCACACCCCGAGUGCCGGCUAGGGCUGCCGCCGCCGCCGCCGCCCCAAUCCUGCUCCGCCCGCCUCGUCUCUCCUUAGAGAGGAGAAAGAGUUGCUCUUCCAUGGCUGGCAGAGGAGCCGUCGCCCCCGCCGCCACGAUGGAGAUGGAGUACCUGAACUGAAAGAAGAGUGCGCCGGUGCUCUACGACCUCGUCAUGUCCUAGCCGCUCGAGUUGCCCUCGCUCACCUUCCAGUGGCUCCUUUCAGAGUCGCCGGCCUCCACCCGCUCCCACAGCCUCGUCCUCGGCACUCACACCUCCGAUGACUCCCCCAACCACCUCAUGCUUGUCGAUGCCGUGCUCCAGCCCCCGCCGCGCCUGGCCGUGGCGGCUGCCGCCAGGGCCGCGCCACCCCGUCCGUGUCCAUCGGUCACUCAGCGCCCCAUAAGGGGGAGGUCAACCGCGCUGGGAGCAUAUGUACGGCCUUGGGGAGGACGGCGUGGAGGUAUGGACUGGCGUGGAGCACGAUGAAGGAGGGGUUCCUGCUGAGCGGCUCGUACAAUAAGAAGAUUUGCAUAUGGGAUCUCAAGGCCGGGAAUCGAGCCCCAGUUCUGGAUGCGCAACAGGUGUUUGAGGUCGCCGUUAAGGCCUCGAGCUGGCUGCGAGCAAGCACGACCUCUAGCUCCUGCACCGCGAUUGCAGUCGCGCGGCUGAUGGCCACGGGCUGCUCCACGCACGGACGACAAGCACGGUGUCCGCGAUCAAGAUCCUUCUCUGCUGCAGGAGAACCUGAGAUGCGACAUCAACGUGGUGGUCAUAAUAUCAGAAAGGCAAGUUCUUAUGAAAGGAAGGCACCAUACCUUGAUUCCCAUUGGGCUGCAUAUCUGCUGCUUUGGUGUUCCUCCAGUCAGUGUGAAUGGCUGUUUGUAGGUCAAGAUCUCCGGCGGCAGGCCAACGGGCACCAUCUCGAGCCAUCGGCACGUAACCUGCAUCAGAGACAAGAAACACAAGGUCCAUUAUGAGGUGAGGGUUCUGCUGUCCCAAUUUUUCUUCCAGUUUAUGAUCCGGUUUCUUCCUGUCUUGAAGAUGAUCGACUGUUGCUUGUUUUUCUCUUCCUCCCAUGGUUCACUGAUGGGGCUGUAGUCUGUACUAGGAUUGAAGUAGGAAGCUGCCAGAGGUGUGUAAUUCAUGUACGGUGAGUGCUUUGCUUGGAUCAAUUGUAUGUACCCCCUGAGUUUUUAGAUUCAUAGCAGUUGACUGAUCUUAAUGUGGGGUGCUAUUUUAGUUAUAAAUGUUCUUUUCCUGAUGUAUAUGAAUGGUACUUUCUGGUUUGGCAAUGAAUAAUUUGUUCGGUCU
Messenger RNA from Triticum urartu, 1368 nucleotides. The record is from RefSeq and is a predicted model, not a curated record. Lineage: Eukaryota; Viridiplantae; Streptophyta; Magnoliopsida; Poales; Poaceae.